Colletotrichum abscissum is the source of this 942-nucleotide messenger RNA. RefSeq names its product alpha-ketoglutarate-dependent 2. The record is from RefSeq and is a predicted model, not a curated record. NCBI's taxonomy places the organism in Eukaryota, Fungi, Ascomycota, Sordariomycetes, Glomerellales, Glomerellaceae. Gene Ontology annotation, molecular function: oxidoreductase activity. The transcript has 2 exons. The coding region runs from base 1 to 942 and encodes 313 amino acids.
AUGGCUAUCACCGAACUUCAUACCAAGGAGCUCAGCCCCGGCUUCGGGAUCGAAGCACACAACUUUCCAUUUCAACCUGACACACUCGAUCAAAGCGCUCGCCUGAUUGAAGAUCUUGUCAAAAAGCACGGCUUCCUCGUCAUCCGCAAAAGCGGCCUUACAGACGAAACCCACAUCGCCCUAGCUCGACAUCUCGGCGAGCUAGACGAUGUCAAGCCCUACAAUAAAGCGGGUCGUAUCAACCGCCUCCAGUACGACGAGCUCUUUGACGUAGGAAACAUUGAGGCAGACGGUUCCAUCGUCGACCCUAAAUCCCCGCGUGCCCAGGCUGGGUUGGGUAAUGCUUUCUUUCACGUCGAUUCGAGUUUCAAUCCUAGGCGGGCGGGCUAUUCCAUGCUCCUGGCACAUGAGUUGCCUCCCCAGGGUACAGGUGGAAGCACAGAAUUUUGCGAUACCAGGGCUGCGUGGGAUGGGCUGGAUGAGGAUAUGAAGGCGGAGUUGACGGAGAAAGACUACGUUGCUUGCCAUUCUAUCCUGCAUUCCAAGAAACUCGCGGCCCCGGAGCACUUUGCGAACAUUGAACCCGCAGACUAUCCAAUGGGACGACACAAGCUCGUGCAAAAACAUGAAGCUUCUGGACGGAUGAACCUUUAUCUCGCAAUGCACAUCCACCAUAUCGAGAACCUCACUCCGGAGGCCUCAAAGGCCUUGUUCGAGAAGCUCUUUGACCACGCUACGCAGGAAAAGUACCGCGUCGUGGUGGACUGGGAGGAUGUCGGGGAUAUGGUCAUCUGGGAUAAUACCUGCACGAUGCACCGCGCCAUGGGUGGGGACUUUGCGUACAAGUACAGGAGAGAUAUGAGAAGGGCUACUGUUCAUGAUGGGAGUUCGCAGGCAUGGGGGUUGAAUGAGAGGACGGAUGUGAGGCAGGGGUUGCCGUGA